Messenger RNA from Helianthus annuus (common sunflower), 2161 nucleotides. RefSeq names its product pentatricopeptide repeat-containing protein At2g33760. Gene Ontology annotation, biological process: RNA modification. The transcript has a single exon. Lineage: Eukaryota; Viridiplantae; Streptophyta; Magnoliopsida; Asterales; Asteraceae. Gene Ontology annotation, molecular function: zinc ion binding; RNA binding; protein binding. The record is from RefSeq and is a predicted model, not a curated record. The coding region runs from base 119 to 2023 and encodes 634 amino acids.
CUGUGAGCCCUCCAUGUUCAAAAGGCAAAAGUCCUUUGAAGUUUCCAAAAGUCAGGAAAUCCUGACUUUUUUUUCCCAAAAGUCCUUUUCAAUAAGUUGAAAAUAAGCUAAGCCAAACAUGCACAAACUCAAAAAUCAAACAUUGUUAACUGCAAAUCAAUCGUUUAAACCCCAAAACAUCUGUUCUCUUGCUUCAGCCUUAUCAAAUCUUGAUGACGACCAGUCAAUUCAUCAAUCCAAUCGCCAGAAAACCCCAAUUCUCACUACCCAAAUUCAAGUUCAUCAACCAUCACAUCCGGACCCAAAAUUCUACAUUUCCGCCCUAAUUAACUGCAAAAAUCUUCAACAGAUUAAACCCCUUCACGCCCAUUUAUCCAUUAACGGCCUGAUCAAUGACCCAUUUUUAAUUAACAAGCUUUUAUAUAUGUAUGUACGUUACAAUGCUCUUGAUGAUGCACGUAUCCUGUUUGAUAAAAUGCCUGAAAGAAACCCGGUGUCUUGGAGUGUUAUGAUUGGUGGGUUUGCUAAAGCUGGUAGUUAUAUAAACUGUUUUGACAUAUUUAAAGAAUAUUUGAGGUCUGGACAACGGCCGGAUGCAUACACCUUGCCCGCUAUCACACGGGUUUGUCGCAAUACGCAGGAUUUGAAAAUGGGUAGAGUGGUUCAUCACGUCGUGUAUAAAUUUGGGUUGCAUAUGAAUGCUUUCAUUUGUGCGGCACUCGUGGACAUGUAUGCAAAAUGUGGUGUUAUAGACGAUGCACGAAAGUUAUUCGAUACGAUGAAAGACAAAGACCUUACAACAUGGACUGUUAUGAUUGGUGCAUACGCGGCUUGUGGAAACGCUGCUGAGUCGUUAGUUUUGUUUGAUCAGAUGCAGGAACACGGCGGGAUUGUGCCUGAUAAGAUUUCCAUGGUGACGGUUGUAAACGCGUGUGCGAAGUUAGGUGCCAUGAAUAAAGCUAAAAUGAUACAUGAUCUUAUACAGAAACAACACCACUCGUUAGACGUGAUUCUCGGGACUGCAAUGAUUGACAUGUAUGCGAAAUGCGGCAGCAUUGAUUCCGCACGUGAGAUAUUCGAUAAAAUGAGAGAUAAGAACGUUAUAACAUGGAGUACGAUGAUUGCAGGUUAUGGGUAUCACGGGCAAGGACAAAAAGCACUCGAAUUGUUUCCUUUAAUGUCAAAAAACCGAAUCAAACCAAACAACGUCACCUUCGUUUCACUUCUAUAUGCUUGUAGCCACUCGGGUUUAGUUGAAGAUGGUCUUAACAUUUUCUCAUUGAUGCAAGAACAGUACUUUGUAAAACCGGACGUGAAGCACUACACGUGCAUGGUUGACUUAUUAGGCCGUGCGGGAAAACUAGAUCAAGCUUUCGAUAUGAUUGAAAACAUGAAGGUUGAGAAAGACGUAGGUUUAUGGUCUGCGUUACUUAGCGCGUGCAGAAUAUAUAAUCACGUUGAAAUGGCACAAAAAGCAGCCGAAUCUCUUCUCGAAAUCCAGCCUCACAAUCCCAGUCAUUACGUCAUGCUUUCCAACAUUUACGCGAAAGCAGGCAAGUGGGAAAAUAUGGCAAAAAUUCGCGCACAAAUGACCAACCAAAACCUUAAAAAGACACCGGGUUUUACAUGGGUCGAAGCGCAAAACAAGGUCCAUAAAUUCAGCAGUGGCGAUCACUUGCAUUGUGAAUCUAACAAGAUUUAUGAGAAGCUUACGAGUCUGGUACGGAAACUGGAGGAUUGUGGGUAUGUUCCUGAUACAGAAGUUGUUCUGCAUGAUGUGAAUGAGGAGCUUAAAUUGGGAAAUUUGUAUGCGCAUAGUGAGAAGCUUGCGAUUGCGUAUGGGCUUAUAAGUACACCCGAGGGGACAGUGAUCCGUAUGACUAAGAAUCUUCGAGUGUGUGGCGAUUGUCACACGUUUAUGAAGUUCGUGUCGGUUGUUGAACGAAGGGAGAUCGUUGUCCGGGAUGCAAAGAGGUUUCACCAUGUCCGGGAAGGUGUUUGUUCUUGUGGUGACUAUUGGUAGUAAACCAUUGAUUAUUGAUCAUGGUUAAGAUAUCUUUUAUCUUUUUAUAUAUAUUUUUUUUGAACGGCCAACAAACUCAAUCCCGAGCACUCUCGGGGCACCCACUGGACAAACGGAGUACUCCGAGAGUAACCCGAG